This is a messenger RNA of Phyllotreta striolata, 1285 nucleotides long. The record is from the annotation of a GenBank genome assembly. Lineage: Eukaryota; Metazoa; Arthropoda; Insecta; Coleoptera; Chrysomelidae.
AUUUGACAGUACUUUAUUUUAUACUCAAAUUUAGUUAAACAUAUAAAUAAUUAACUCAAAAUGAAAGAUACUUGCAGAAGAAAAAUCGACUUGGAUAGGACGGCGGAGCACACUAAUAAGAAACACACGGAAUCUUUUAACAAAAAAUUGGACACGCUUGAACAAGAUGCCACCAUACCGGAUCACCAGCGACAAGAGAUUCUCAAGCAGCUAUUCCCCAAUAUCAUAUACAAGGUCAUCGACAUCGUGCCGGUGGUGCAGGAAAAGGAUUACUUCGGUCUGGGCAAGACUUCGGAAAAAAUCGGCGAGGAGAAAGAGAAGACGUCGAGGGACAGCAUUUCCACGCAGUACUACCAAGAUCCUUCGCUUAGGGUGCUUCAAUCAGACGUGAGCAGCGAAAGUAAACCCAAAGAAGCGCAGGAGCCUUCCGAAGAAUCCAUCGAAGAAGAAAUAGAACUGAAAGAAGGGUCGAGCUCGAGCGGCCUGAACUCGGAUUUGGUGAAAAUCCUCAACACCCAGAUCAAGCCCCAGCCCACGCUGUACUCGAAGUUCUUCGCGAAGAGCAAGGACGCCGCCGCCAUAUGGCGCAAGCCCAAGGACGUCAAGGCGGCGGUGACGGCCGAGGAAAUAGCCAACACGACCAGCAUGAAGAUAGCCAAGAAUUUCGUGGAGUGGGCGAACGGGUGCGGCUUGAACGAUUCGCUCACCGCCGAAGAUCUCCUGAAGAUGUUCAGCACCAAUCAAGGCGAGAAUAAAUUCUACGUGAGGCAGGAGGAGACCUACUCGGUGCCCGGGCAAGUCGGGUGGUACUUGGGCUUGAAGCGCCGAACCAGACAGUGGGUGCUGGUGAAUCAGAUUAGAAAAGAUAAGCAGGCGUAUGAGUUUAAAGGCGAGAAAAAUAUAGCAUUUGGAAAAACGCUACCUCAUUUCCUCUACAAAGGAACCUCCAAUAAUGAUAGCUACACUGAAUGGUUGGCUACAAAAAUUCCCAAGAAUAUCGAAUCCUUCGAAGAAGUCUUUAAAGAAAUCAAAGACUUGGAGGUCACCAAGAAAUACGCAGAGUUCAUAGAGAACAGACCUUACAUUAAACCGCCCUCGUACCUAGUAGAUGCCGGCCUAAUUAAUUACCCCAGCUCCACUAAGUUUAAGACCCUGAAAGGAUCCAGAAGACUAACGAGAACAGAAACCAUUUACACGCUGGUGGAAUCUCCGCAAUUAGAGCUGCUCAGAUAUGACUACGACAACAAAGUGCCCGUAAUGGACUUGGAUUACUACUGAAUAUUAA